GCGCAUGCGCGUUAACGUCGAUGGCAGGCUGUCAAAUCGAUUGUCGAGCAUAGUAGAGUGUCGACUCUGGAGCCUCCCUUCAGCCAUUACAAUGACGGAUAAACAAAACGCACAGAAAAGUGUUAAAAUAGCUGCAGGGGCCGUUGUCUGUGUUGAAAGUGAGAUCAGAGGGGAUGUCACGAUAGGCCCAAGAACAGUGGUCCACCCAAAAGCGCGUAUCAUUGCAGAGGCAGGGCCCAUUGUUAUUGGAGAAGGCAAUUUAAUCGAGGAACAAGCUGUCAUCAUCAACAGUUACCCAGAGAACAUCACACCAGAUGCCGAAGUGGAGCCAAAGACAAUGACCAUUGGCAUCAAUAAUGUGUUUGAAGUUGGCUGUGUGUCACAAGCACUUAAAAUUGGUGAUAACAAUGUUAUAGAAUCAAAAGCUGACGUUGGGAGGAACGUCAUUCUCACCAGUGGCUGCAUCAUCGGGGCCUUCUGUCAGGUGAACACCUGCGAGGUCAUACCUGAGAACACAGUCAUCUAUGGCUCAGGAUGUAUGAGGCGAGUGCAGACAGAGAGACCACAGCCCCAGACCCUUCAGCUUGACUUCCUCAUGAAGAUUUUGCCCAACUAUCACCACUUAAAGAAAACUGUGAAAACCAAUCACGCUGCUAGCUAGACUGAGGACAAGUUGUGUAAAAGUUUUAUUUUAAAAGGCAAAUAGUUAAAGCUGAAAGGAAGUGUUAAUACUUAUUUUCAUCAGUACUUUUCCAUACUGCUAUUUUCUACUAACUACCACAGCUGAUUAAGCAGUUCACCUUUUAUCCUGCUGUCCAUACUAAUAUAAUCUAUUAAAUGUGCUUCGUUUUGCACUCGUAAUCAUGUAGUGUCAUUUCUAAAGGAUGAAUACUCGUUUUAAAGUGUUUUUCCCCAUGUUUGAACUAGUCUCAGUAACCAGUUUGCCCCCUUUUUUAGCUCCGAUUAUUUGGUUAAACACAAUUUUUUUCUUUAUUCUCAAGCUGCCGCACCUUACUUGAAGUACUCUCAAAACUGCUGUAUUACAAUUAUUCAAACUCUACAAAAAUCUAGAAUAAAGAGACAGCGUAAUAUUUGUAAUGACACCAGACUGACAUCAUUUAUUAAAAGCAGGAUGGCACGCUGCCAAAGAAUGCAACUUCAACUCUUAAGUGUUGGCAUCAAAGGUGAUUUGUGAGAUCACAUGUGAGACAACACAAUCCUUCUGCACUUUUGUUAAGUGUUGAAAACUGUGCCUAUUGUACUUAAGGAGCACUGCCCCAAAUGUCCUCCAUAUACUCACAAAUACACUUUUGCUAAAGUAAAUGUAAGAAAAACUAUAUACACAAAGAUUUCUGCCUCUUUCCCUUUGCAAAAGUGGUGGGAUCCAAUUCAAUGAUGCCUGAAAAGAUCUUACAUAAUUCAAAAUGUCCUUCAGCUGACGUGGAUUCCACAAAGUAGUCGUUAUUUACAUAGACUGCGAGAACAGGACAAGCAGCUAAUAGAGUAUUUCAAGAAUUUAAUUUCACUUUUUGGCUGGCACACCAUCAGUAUAGUCCUCCAGCACCCCUGCCAAAUGGUUGUUGUGGGUCUUGAAGUGUCUCUUUCUCUGACCAGCUUGCUUUUUCCUUUUUUGAACUGGUAACUGCAGGAAGCACAAACAUAAGUCAGAACAGCCUCGGCACUGGUGUCUUCCAAUGAAUGUUACUGUUUACUUCUAGUGAAAUGUGAGAGGCAAUAAAAGAUUUGGGACUGUUGCAAUGGAGGAGUUUGGUUGAAUCACACACUUCCACAACCACUGCGGGUGUGCAUUUGCUAAUGUAGAACCUUAACCUAAUGUUCGUGAAAAAAAUGUUCCUUUAAACCUCAGAUCCUUAGGAAACAAAUAAUGCAUGGUUGUCGACGACUGGAACCACUACACUGUACUUGUUUAGUAAAUUAGUUUACUUGGUUUGUAAAUUAGUUUCAUCAAGUCUGACAAAUUUGAAACGUAUUUAAAAACUGAUCAAGGAGAUGA
Messenger RNA from Doryrhamphus excisus (bluestripe pipefish), 2014 nucleotides. It is a transcript of the gene dctn6, whose product is annotated as dynactin subunit 6. The record is from RefSeq and is a predicted model, not a curated record. Gene Ontology annotation, molecular function: dynein complex binding. Lineage: Eukaryota; Metazoa; Chordata; Actinopteri; Syngnathiformes; Syngnathidae. Gene Ontology annotation, biological process: mitotic spindle organization. Gene Ontology annotation, cellular component: dynactin complex.